This is a messenger RNA of Euleptes europaea (tarantolino), 1281 nucleotides long. Its product is annotated as potassium voltage-gated channel subfamily C member 1-like. The coding region runs from base 1 to 1281 and encodes 426 amino acids. Gene Ontology annotation, biological process: potassium ion transmembrane transport; protein homooligomerization. The transcript is spliced from 2 exons. Gene Ontology annotation, cellular component: axon; voltage-gated potassium channel complex; neuronal cell body membrane. Gene Ontology annotation, molecular function: protein binding; delayed rectifier potassium channel activity. The record is from RefSeq and is a predicted model, not a curated record. NCBI's taxonomy places the organism in Eukaryota, Metazoa, Chordata, Lepidosauria, Squamata, Sphaerodactylidae.
AUGAACUCCUCCAGAGAGAAGAUCACCUUGAAUGUGGGUGGAGUCCGGUAUGAGACCACCUCCAGCACUCUCCAGGCUUUCCCAGGUACCAAGCUUUGCUGCCUCACAGAGCCCCAGGCCGACACCGUGUUUGACUACGAUGCCAACGCCAAAGAAUUCUUCAUUGACCGAAGCCCUCGGCUGUUUGAUGCAGUGCUGAACUACUAUAGGACCAAACACCUCCACUGCCCGGAAGAUAUCUGCAAGUCUACAUUUGAAGAGGAGCUGGUGUUUUGGGAGAUCAGCCAUGUGCCCGUGGCUCCCUGUUGUUGGCACAGGGUGGCUAAUGCAGAGGCCAGGCAGGCAGAGACCCUCUGUGAUGAGAGAAGUGAGGCUGACCGCCAGGGUCUCCCAGCCCCAGUGGAAAGAAGGAACCUCAGUGGGCAGGCCGGGCAGCAGCCCAAGAUCUGGGCACUCUUUGAAAACCCCUUCUCCAGUUUACCUGCAAAGUGCCUGGCUAUUGUUUCUCUGCUCUUCAACAUUGGCAUAGUCAUCAUUUUUGAGGAGAAAAGUCGUGCACAACUACAUUACCAUUAUGGCACGCCAAUGCACAACGACUUUGAAAAUGAUACGCACCAUGAAAACCAUAAUUCCUUCUACCAGCCAGCUAAUAAUUUCCUGUACUUGGAGCUUUUCUGCAUCCUCUGGUUCACAUUUGAGUUUUCUAUGCGACUCACAUUCUGCCCAGACAAAAAGAAAUUCCUCACAAACCCCCUGAAUAUUACUGAUUUCCUUUCUCUGUUUCCGGUUUUCAUUGAGCUCUUCUCAAGUGCCCAUAUUGAUAAAAUGCCGGAAAUCUUAUCCUGGCUGGGUUUCUUCCGUGUGCUGUACAUCGUCAAACUCCUGAGGAUCUUCAAACUGCUGCAGACCCCUCUGUUGCUGAGAGUGCUGCCCUUCACAUUCCGGUCCAUCUUGAAAGAGGUCUUCAUCUUCGUGAUGAUUUUUGCCUUUGAAGUCCUUUUCUUUGGUGCCCUUUGUUUCCACGCGGAGCUCCUUGAAGCAGACACACACUUUGAUGGAAUGGUCUCUUCCUUUUACUGGGCAGCAAUCACCCUGACCACGGUCGGCUAUGGAGAUAUGCAUGCCGUCACCGCAUUGGGCAGAGUAGUUGCAUGCUGCACGGCCCUUUGUGGCAUACUGACCAUCAUCAUUCCCCUUCCCAUCUUUCUUAUCAAGUUCCAAGGCUAUUAUGCCACUGCCAUAAUGAAGGAGAAGAUGAAAAGCAGCAAGAGGAGCAACUAG